UCUUCCUCUUCGGGUGCAUGUGACCCUAGUCUCUAAUACACAGAACAUCCCAGUCCGGACUGGGAUCUGCACACAGCCAUCUCCAACCAAUCAAAUCGAGAAACUCCUGCUUCUCUUCUCCCACUUUUCUUAUCCAAUAUUCUCCAACAUGUUCAAGUCUUCAGACCAAAUCUUCAGGUCAAACCGCCCAAUUAAUCUUUUAGUAAGGAGAUGCUUAGCAACUACUGUCAACAACUUAUCUCCCAUUUUAUCUGAUAUAACUAUUGUGGGAGGUGGCCCUGCUGGUUUAACCUUAGCUGCCUCCUUGAAAAGCUCUCGAAUAACCUCAAAUUUAAAGAUAAAUGUAAUUGAAUCCUCAAAUCUUCAACCUGUAAAUGACUUUUACUUGGAUCCCCCAGUCAAUUACACAAACAGAGUUAGCAGCUUAACUCCCCAAUCAAUUGAUAACUUGAUUGAAAUUGAUGCUUGGAAAUUUAUUAACAAUGAUAGAAUUUGUUCUUAUGAUAAUAUUAAUGUAAUCGAUGGUAUAUCAGAUGAAAGAUUGGAUUUUGAACGUUCAGAAAUUGCAACAAUGUGUGAAAACAUCAAUUUACAAUCUGCUUUAUAUCAAAGAAUUCAAGAACUUAAUAAUGAUAUUAAUAACGAUAAUUUGUUAAAUAUUAUUGACAACACUAAAGUCCUUAAUAUUUAUAAAGACCAAGAAAAUGAAUGGCCGAUUGUUCAAUUAUCAAAUGGAUCAUUAUUGAAAACAAGAUUAUUAAUUGGCGCAGAUGGCUCAAAUUCACCCGUAAGAAAGUUUGCUCAAAUUCAAUCAAGAGGUUGGUCAUAUAAUAAAAAUGGACUUGUUGCAACACUUAAAUUGAAAUAUGAAGACUUCAGAAGUAUUGCAUGGCAAAGAUUUCUUACUACUGGCCCAAUUGCUUUAUUACCAUUACCCGAGAACAAUGCAACAAUGGUUUGGUCAGUCGAUCCGAGUAUCUCAGAUAUAAUUUUGAAAAAAUUAUCAAAAGAUUCACUAAUUUCAUUAUUCAAUUCAUUGUUCAUUUUAUCGCAAGUUGAUUUAAAUUAUUUAUACAAAUUCAUCAAUUCAAAUGAAUAUAACGAAAAUGAACUAAUUGAAGAGAUUAAUUGGAGAAUUGAUGUUCAUAAAAAUAAAAUUGGCAUUGAAAAAUUUAAUGACUCAUAUCCAGUUGAGAUUAUCGAUAUAAUUGAUAAUUCAGUAAACAAAUUUCCUUUAAAAUUAUCACAUUCAGAUUCAUAUGUAUCUAAUAGAAUUGCAUUAGUCGGCGAUGCUUGUCAUACUAUUCAUUCAUUAUCUGGACAGGGACUUAAUAUGGGUCAAGCAGAUGUUAAAUCGUUAUUUAAUUUUAUUGAGACCGGUUGUAAAAGAGGAUUGGACAUUGGAAAUUUAUUAGUUUUAGAACCUUAUUACAGCGAUAGAUAUCCGUUAAAUCAUUUGACUUUGGGUAUUACAGAUAAAUUGCAUAAAAUUUACUCGAUUGAUUUUUUACCAGUUGUUAAAUUAAGAAGCUUUGGAUUAAAUAUAGUUAAUAACUUGGAUUCUGUCAAAGAUUUUAUGAUUAAUCAAGUCUCUGGUCCUUCAAAAUAGUUUUUUUUUCUUUUAAAAAAGAAAAGAAAGAUUAGAAGCAAAAGUAAAAUUAUAUUUAGUGUACAUAUAGUAUAUUUAUAUAUUGAUUAAAGAUUUAACCGGCGUUUGAAUAAACUGAGA
Messenger RNA from Ascoidea rubescens DSM 1968, 1729 nucleotides. RefSeq names its product putative N,N-dimethylaniline monooxygenase COQ6 (gene COQ6). Gene Ontology annotation, cellular component: mitochondrion. The transcript has a single exon. Gene Ontology annotation, molecular function: 2-octaprenyl-6-methoxyphenol hydroxylase activity; FAD binding. Gene Ontology annotation, biological process: ubiquinone biosynthetic process. Bases 149 to 1609 code for a protein of 486 amino acids. Lineage: Eukaryota; Fungi; Ascomycota; Saccharomycetes; Ascoideales; Ascoideaceae. The record is from RefSeq and is a predicted model, not a curated record.